CUUAAGCUUUUCAUUUUUUAAUUUCACUUAUUUUUUAUUUAUUAUUUAAAUUGACUUAUACGUUUUGUUUUUGUUGACGAUCAAAAAAGCAGUGUUUUCAUAGUUAAAACAGGUUGAUAUUUCGUUAUUGUUAUAUUUUUAACUUGUAAACGAAAGGGAGAAACAUUUUUAACAAAGUUUUUGAUUUUCUCUCGUCAUUUUUUUUUUUUUAACGGCGGAGGCCGAACACAUUUUUAUCCAUAUCGACACACAUCUGCCCUUUGCCUUUCUUGGACAUAUAAACAAAAAAAAACUCAAAUUCAAGGUAUUAACUUUCGAAAAAAGAAAACUUCUCGUCCCCACUGUAAAUGUUCUAAAGGAUGGUCGUAUGCGGAAUGGAGAAUUUCUGCGAUGUGAAAGUUGGAAGUAGGAUUCAAGUUGGAGAUCAAAGAGGCACUGUUCUUUUUGUAGGUCCAGUUCCUCCUACAAAGGGUCUCUGGCUGGGCAUUGACUGGGACGACCCACGCCGUGGCAAGCAUGAUGGCGUUUAUGACGGAGUACGAUAUUUCCAGGCAAGAUACAGCACGUCUGGGUCUUUAAUCAGGCAGGAGAAAGUCCAACAAGGUCAGACUAUAAUUCAGGCCAUCGAGGAGAGGUAUGGGGGGCCUGAGCAAAUAAUGGCCACUGAGGAGAAAGAGUCAAUACAGAGGGCCUUUAAUGCACCUUUGUUUGAGAUGGUCGGCUUUGAAAAACUCUCCAGUGAAAACUAUGAGACCCUUACUAUAAUUGGGGUGAGGGAGCACCGAGUUAACUCGGCCGGGGAGCCUGGAGAACUUGCCAAGCUCUGCCCGCUAGUCGUUGAGUUAGAUCUGUCGAGGAAUCUAAUAAAUUCAUGGCAGGGGAUUAGUGAAAUCACGUCACAACUGCCUUAUCUCAAAUUUAUGGAUGUUAGUGAAAACAGGCUGUUUUAUAAUGGAUUGAACUUGCACAAACUGAAGUCUUCAUUUCCCAGCCUCAAAUACCUAGUCUUGAGCCGGAUGGAGUAUACUUGGGAUGAUAUUUUAAACUGUGCUGUGAUGUGGCCUCAGAUUGAAAAAUUACAAGUUUCGUUCAACAGGAUCACCACAUUAAAGGCUCCUCCUCCCGAUAUUUUCCAUGGUCUGAAACUGCUUAAUGUCGAAGGGAACAACAUAAUCCAUUGGGAGAAUCUUGCCCAGUUGGGCUACUUACCUAGUUUGGAAUGUCUCAAUGCUUGCAACACAGGCCUUAUUAGUAUAUCUAUAGAUGAUAGAUGUAAAACAUUCCCAUCUUUGAAAUACAUUCUCCUGUCUGGAAACUUCAUAAAAGAGUGGGGCAGUAUCAGUGAACUGGACAAAUUGCCAGCUCUAGAAGAACUCAGAUUUAGGGAUAAUCCUGUACUUGAAGGCAUUCAGCGGGAGACAGCUAGGCAAAUUCUUAUUGCAAGAAUAUCCAAAUUGAAGAUUUUGAACACUCAAGAAAUACCACUGGAUGAGAGAAAAGGUGCUGAAUACGAUUACAUCAAGAACAAUGGGCGGACAUGGCUCGAGACGACUCAGGAUCCGGAAGGCAGGAAAGCAUUCCUUGCUUUACAUCCUCGAUACGAAGAGCUUAUAAAAAAAUACGGAGAUAUUGAGGAAUCAGAAAUAGCAGUCAAGUCUACAGCGUUGAAAAGUAGGCUGAUAGAAGUGAAAUUGCAAUCAGACGAGUGCUUGCUUAUAAAGAGGCUCCCACCUGACAUGUCGAUUCAGAAGCUUGUCACACUUGCACAAAGACUGUUUUCAACCGGAUCUGUUGAACUAAAAUUGACACUUCAUAGCGCAAAGAAUUCAGAAUUGAAAAUCCCUCUGGAUAAUGAUAUUAAGCAACUAAGCUAUUACUCUGUUGAGGAAGGAGACAUAAUAACGGUUGAAUGGUAGAUAAGAAAACAAAUUGCCAAUACGGGCUACAUUACUCAACAUACUGUGAUCUCACAUUGUUAUAAGGAACAAAAUAUAUAAUAAUUGUUAAUAAUAAUAA
This is a messenger RNA of Cimex lectularius (bed bug), 2016 nucleotides long. It is a transcript of the gene Tbce, whose product is annotated as tubulin-specific chaperone E. The coding region runs from base 360 to 1916 and encodes 518 amino acids. Gene Ontology annotation, molecular function: alpha-tubulin binding. The transcript has 11 exons. Lineage: Eukaryota; Metazoa; Arthropoda; Insecta; Hemiptera; Cimicidae. The record is from RefSeq and is a predicted model, not a curated record. Gene Ontology annotation, biological process: protein folding.